AUACUUUAUAGAGAAAUUGCUGCCAGCAAGCCAUACUUGCUGACUGCAGAUUUUUUUUCAGAUUUACAGACCCUGUCUGCAGACAUUUGAAAUUUUUACCUGGCAUCUCUGCAUGACAGCCGAAUCUGACGGUAGAAUCAAAACAAAAUAUUGUGAAUUAUGAAUAUUUUUUUCUAUUUGCUGGUGAAAACAGUGAAAAUUCUUGAGUAAUUUUAAAUCAGACUAAGCAUAGUCCAUGCCUUUCUAAAUCACCGAUUAGAUUAUUCGUACUGUAUUUAACAGAUAUAACAUAAUGAAGUAUUCUACUUCUCCAACACCGUCACGUAGUAACAGUUCUUUGUUGGGGAUGUCAUCAAGAACCACAUCACCAUUGCCUCCUCCGGCCAGUUAUCGAACAGAUUGCAUGAGUGCUACAAACAAAAGUUACAAAUAUCUUCGACGAUUUGUCAAGUUUGAUCAGAUGGACUUCGAAUAUGCAAUGUGGCAAAUGCUUUACUUAUUCAUUGCUCCGAAAAAGGUGUACAGAAAUUUUAACUACAGGAAGCAAACCAAAUCACAGUUUGCUCGCGAUGAUCCGGCGUUUCUAGUGUUGCUUGUUGGAUGUCUUUGCGUGACAUCAAUUGGAUUUGCAUGGGUUCUCAGUUUAGGAAUAGGCCAGAGUAUACUAUUUCUCUUGUAUGUGGUGUUUGUGGACUGCAUUUUGUGCGGGAUGAUUGUUGCUACAAUACUGUGGGUUGUCUCGAACAAGUACCUGCGGGAUCAAAUAUCUGAUAUGGAUGUAGAAUGGGGCUAUGCCUUCGAUGUGCACCUGAAUGCUUUUUUUCCUCCGCUAGUUCUACUGCACUUUAUCCAGCUUUUUUUCUACCAUCCACUGAUUAGUCACGAGUGGUUUAUAUCAACUUUUAUAGGGAACACGAUUUGGUUGGCAGCCUUAAGUUAUUACAUUUAUAUAACCUUUCUGGGCUAUAGUGUAGUUCCAGGAUUGCGAAACACGCGAGUUAUUCUUGUUGUACUGCCGUUGUUGUUUUUAUUUUAUGUAGUUACGAUAAUUAUGCGUUGGAACUUGAGUGUGUCCCUGAUGUACUUCUAUCACUAUCGAGUUUUGUAGGAUGUGAGAUCUGCAAUAAUGUGACUGAUGUAGGCUACUUUUCAUAAAAAAUAAAGUAUUGACAAACACA
Messenger RNA from Malaya genurostris, 1178 nucleotides. It is a transcript of the gene Unc50, whose product is annotated as protein unc-50 homolog. NCBI's taxonomy places the organism in Eukaryota, Metazoa, Arthropoda, Insecta, Diptera, Culicidae. Bases 293 to 1108 code for a protein of 271 amino acids. Gene Ontology annotation, cellular component: Golgi membrane. The transcript has 3 exons. The record is from RefSeq and is a predicted model, not a curated record.